Leptosia nina is the source of this 309-nucleotide messenger RNA. The record is from the annotation of a GenBank genome assembly. Lineage: Eukaryota; Metazoa; Arthropoda; Insecta; Lepidoptera; Pieridae.
AUGAGAAAAAAUGCGGAGUCAGUAAACCGAGACGUGGGGUGGGGGCAUGACGAGGGUUCCCGAUUUGAUUGGAGCGGGAGGGGCGGGGCGGUGACGUCACGCACUCAUAAUAGGUCGUGCAGUGAUGGCCGCCGUAUAUCAAGAACGAGUGCUAAAGUAAUUCAUAAUACGAAAGUCAUAGUAAGUAAGGCUUGCGUGCGUGAUGGGCGGAGCGAAUCGCGUGUCGCGGAGCAGUUAUCGCGGGAACACCUCGGCACGGCACAUCACUACGCCUAUUGCUGGCUGGUGGUGGUUGCAUUCGAAAUUUGA